Molecule: messenger RNA, 1757 nt
Organism: Anolis carolinensis (green anole)
Lineage: Eukaryota; Metazoa; Chordata; Lepidosauria; Squamata; Anolidae
Product: carcinoembryonic antigen-related cell adhesion molecule 16
Exons: 6
Coding region: 109-660 (183 amino acids)
Source: RefSeq, a predicted model, not a curated record
CCCCCGGAGACGUGCGCAACGGGACCUUUUCCGAGGAAGAGAUCGAGGGGAAGGGAAGAGAAGGGGAGGGAGGGGAAGGCGCCCCCAGAACAGCGGAGGAGAGGCCGGAUGGGGGUCCUCCUCGGGAGGAAGGGCGGGUGGCCCCCCUCGCUCCUGGCAGCCUUCGCCCUGAGCCUUUGCUUCUCCUUGACCGGAGCCUACAUGGAGCUGACAAAUAUCGUGAUGAAUCCAUCUCAGCCGAAGGAAGGGGGGACGGUCCGCCUCACCCCCAGCAUCCUCCCUUAUAAGCCCGUGAGCUGCCGCUGGUACCGACGGGAAAUGACCGACAACAACACCAUCCUGGCCUAUUUCUUCUCCCCGAGCCCUGCAACUAGGAAGCAGCCCAAAUACACCGGGCGAGAGACCAUGAGGCCCGACUGCUCCCUUGAAAUCACACGCCUGAACAUCACCGACACGGGAAACUAUAUAGUCCUGAUAUAUGGCCGUGGGGGAAUUCGGGCGGGGAGCGUGAGGCUUGUGAUCCCAGAUCCAAACGAUCCCAAUGCACAUGGCCGGGGACUCUCCACAUCAAACAUCCUUGCCAUUAUCAUUGGGAGCAUAGGUGGCGUAGGGGUCCUGUGUGUGGUGCUUUUCCUCAUGUACCGUUCCACUCGGUCUUAGCCUGACUUUCAAUACUGUAUCAGAAUACAACGUAAUGAUUAAACCUUUCAAGCUAGGAUGUGAUUAGACCCCUCGUCGUCUUCGGUGACCCUUUAUCCAUAGUUGAUUACGGCCUGAAAGCGUUUUGUUCAAGGACUCGGCAGCAAAGAUAGUUUCCUGUUUGAGAAAUGGAGUUGUGCUUGGGAAGGGGCGGAAGAGAAGCCAGGUUCAGCCCUCCAUCUUUUUCAGAGUUUAAACCAUCGUUUUUAAAAACAAAGCAGUCUCCUUUCAGCCAAUAUGAACCUGGCCUUUAAGUUGGCAGUCUCCCAUCAGCCUGAAAGUGAGGCUGAAUAUUUAUUGCUUCAAGUUUUCUUAAUUGCAGCAAUCAACUUGAUGGCUCUUCCCAGGAGGCAAUUAAAGAUCGUAAAUCUUACAGCACUCAAGCAGGAAUGUACAGACAGACUUUAACAGGUUUCCUUUUGUGAAAGCACCACGUGUAUAGUGGGAUUUUAAAGAAAAAAAAUAUUAAAAUCUUAAUUUUUAUUUGUUGGGUGUUGAAAGCGUAACGGAGAGGGCAUCUCACGGCGGGAGCUAUCUCUACUUGAAGAUCCAACAAAAUGAUUUUCUGCAGACCAACUCUCCUUUCUCUGUCUUGCCCAGAGAUGAGGAAUCUGAAAGGAAAAGUUGAAUUCUCCUCUCACCGCUCACGAUUUCCAUGCUGCUGCCUCUCUCAGCUCUCAACCCAGAAGAAGAUGGGCAGGUUUGACCACCUUGUCUUCUCCUUCCUCCAGGUACUUCUCCCGAAGGAGUUCCGUCAUUUUCUUCAGUCCUCACUCUCAGGAGAGGUAAGGCAGACCAUCGCCUGAGCGGAAAAGAUGACAGCUUUCCAUCUCCAGUGGACGGAUAAAGCCUGAAGAACGGAACACAGCAAAAUAACACCAAGAACCAUCAAGUCAUGAAAAUGGACGGAAAAGUCAGAUUAUUGAAAUCAUAUUGAUCUCGUCCAGGUUCCAGUUGGGACCGUUUGAGAAAUACUCCUCCAAUGUUUCAUUCGCCGCACUGAUGGACCACGCAAUGACAAGGCCUUGCCCACAAAUAAAAUGAAGUAAACACUCCAA